Molecule: messenger RNA, 491 nt
Organism: Bicyclus anynana (squinting bush brown)
Lineage: Eukaryota; Metazoa; Arthropoda; Insecta; Lepidoptera; Nymphalidae
Gene: RpL36A
Product: 60S ribosomal protein L44
Exons: 3
Coding region: 151-465 (104 amino acids)
Biological process (GO): translation
Cellular component (GO): ribosome; cytosolic large ribosomal subunit
Molecular function (GO): structural constituent of ribosome
Source: RefSeq, a predicted model, not a curated record
AUAUAAGCCAAAGUUAAAAGGUAAACGCAUAGACAAACAUUUUGUUGUCAAUGUCAUUUGUCAAAGUCAAAAUACAAUUUUGAAAUUUCGAUUUUUGUUUUUCUCUCUUUCAAUUUGACGUUUGGCUGGUGGAAAUCAGACAAAUCGAAAAUGGUGAACGUACCAAAACAGCGCAGGACGUACUGCAAAAAAUGCAAGUGCCACAAAGUACACAAAGUUUCACAAUACAAAAAGUCCAAGGAAAGGCACGCUGCUCAAGGUAGAAGACGUUACGAUCGUAAACAACAGGGUUAUGGCGGUCAAUCCAAGCCCAUCUUCAAGAAAAAGGCAAAAACCACAAAGAAAAUUGUGCUCCGAUUGGAGUGUGCGGACUGCAAGGUGAGGUCCCAGGUGGCACUGAAGCGCUGCAAGCACUUUGAGCUGGGCGGAGACAAGAAGAGGAAAGGACAGAUGAUCCAGUUCUAAGCUGCCUAAUAAAUAAGUUACAACCA